GACACUAUAAAUCUGGCAGCAUCAGGGCACCUCAGUUCAGUUACUACGUCGACUCGUAGCUGUCGGAUAAAGUAACAUUUAUACCGGCCUCAUAAAACGGUCCCGAUUUUUCCUUUUUUUGUGCGUUGUUCCGUCUGUCCAAAAACAUGCGCGAGUGCAUCUCCAUCCACGUGGGCCAGGCUGGUGUCCAGAUUGGCAAUGCAUGCUGGGAACUCUACUGCCUGGAGCACGGCAUCCAGCCGGAUGGACAGAUGCCCAGUGACAAGACCAUCGGGGGUGGGGAUGACUCCUUCAACACCUUCUUCAGUGAGACCGGAGCUGGCAAGCACGUCCCCAGGGCUGUGUUUGUGGACCUGGAGCCCACGGUCAUUGAUGAGGUGCGCACUGGGACUUACCGCCAGCUUUUCCACCCUGAGCAGCUCAUCACUGGUAAAGAGGAUGCUGCUAACAACUACGCACGUGGGCACUACACCAUUGGCAAAGAGAUAAUUGACUUGGUUCUGGACAGGAUCCGCAAAUUGGCUGACCAAUGCACAGGCCUUCAGGGUUUCCUGGUCUUCCACAGCUUCGGAGGUGGUACCGGGUCCGGUUUCACCUCCCUGCUGAUGGAACGUCUGUCCGUUGACUACGGCAAAAAAUCCAAGCUGGAGUUCUCCAUCUACCCAGCCCCCCAGGUGUCCACAGCUGUGGUGGAGCCCUACAACUCCAUCCUAACAACACACACCACCCUUGAGCACUCUGAUUGUGCCUUCAUGGUCGACAACGAGGCUAUUUAUGACAUCUGCCGUAGGAACCUCGAUAUUGAGCGCCCCACCUACACCAAUCUCAACCGGCUCAUUAGCCAGAUCGUGUCCUCCAUUACAGCCUCCCUCCGAUUCGAUGGUGCUCUCAAUGUUGAUCUGACAGAGUUCCAGACCAAUUUGGUGCCCUAUCCCCGAAUCCACUUCCCUCUGGCCACAUAUGCCCCAGUCAUAUCUGCAGAGAAGGCUUACCAUGAACAGCUUUCUGUGGCUGAGAUCACAAAUGCCUGCUUUGAGCCAGCCAAUCAGAUGGUGAAAUGUGACCCACGUCACGGCAAGUACAUGGCCUGCUGCCUGUUGUACCGUGGUGACGUGGUGCCCAAAGAUGUAAACGCUGCCAUCGCCACCAUCAAGACCAAACGCACCAUCCAGUUUGUGGACUGGUGUCCCACUGGUUUCAAGGUUGGCAUCAACUACCAGCCCCCCACUGUGGUACCAGGUGGAGAUCUGGCUAAGGUCCAGAGAGCCGUGUGCAUGCUGAGCAACACCACAGCUAUUGCAGAGGCUUGGGCCCGCCUUGACCACAAAUUCGACCUGAUGUACGCCAAACGUGCCUUUGUGCACUGGUACGUGGGUGAGGGUAUGGAGGAGGGAGAGUUCUCUGAAGCCAGGGAGGACAUGGCUGCCCUGGAGAAGGAUUAUGAGGAGGUGGGUGUUGACUCCAUUGAAGGGGAGGGGGAAGAGGAGGGAGAAGAAUAUUAAGCUAGUCAAUCACUGUUGCAUGCUUAUCAUUGGUCAGAGGUUUGCAUAUCUCAGCUUAUAUUAGCGUAGGAAACUGAUAGCAAGUACUGUUCACAUAUGAUUAUGUGUUGUCUUUGGUACCAAAAUGGUAAACGAAACGUGCCGUGGUUGUGACUGGAGACAUAACAGCCUUUAAAUGUUGUUCUUUGUCUCCACCUCUAAGUGUUUUACACCUUUUAGCUGUCUGUCCUUCUGACUGCGAUAUGCAAUAAAUUAUUGAAUUUA
Messenger RNA from Anguilla rostrata (American eel), 1766 nucleotides. RefSeq names its product tubulin, alpha 2 (gene tuba2). Lineage: Eukaryota; Metazoa; Chordata; Actinopteri; Anguilliformes; Anguillidae. Gene Ontology annotation, cellular component: cytoplasm; microtubule. The transcript has 4 exons. The record is from RefSeq and is a predicted model, not a curated record. Gene Ontology annotation, molecular function: GTP binding; structural constituent of cytoskeleton. Bases 147 to 1502 code for a protein of 451 amino acids. Gene Ontology annotation, biological process: microtubule cytoskeleton organization; mitotic cell cycle.